This is a messenger RNA of Thalassophryne amazonica, 8038 nucleotides long. It is a transcript of the gene hivep2b, whose product is annotated as HIVEP zinc finger 2b. The transcript has 7 exons. Bases 393 to 5837 code for a protein of 1814 amino acids. Gene Ontology annotation, molecular function: RNA polymerase II cis-regulatory region sequence-specific DNA binding; DNA-binding transcription factor activity, RNA polymerase II-specific. Gene Ontology annotation, cellular component: nucleus. NCBI's taxonomy places the organism in Eukaryota, Metazoa, Chordata, Actinopteri, Batrachoidiformes, Batrachoididae. The record is from RefSeq and is a predicted model, not a curated record. Gene Ontology annotation, biological process: regulation of transcription by RNA polymerase II.
GAGAGAGAGAGAGAGAGAGAGAGAGAAAGUGUCCUUAAACGUUGGCUGUUGUGUAAUCCCUCCCAGGGCCCCUUUGCUAUUUUUGUGCCUGGGUCUGCACGUCAUGGUUGGGUAUUUUCUCUGGUGACUAGCUCGAAUCAAUAGAUCUUCUAAUGUACACCCAGUCAGCCAGCACCUUCACCACUGAUGGGACUUCUCCCUGAUCAUUUCUUUCAUUGUCCUUACUCAGACAUGAGGAGAAUGGAGAAACGGACUAUGCAGCAUGCCAGACGUCACAUGUGACUGUCAGAAUGGGACAGGGGACUAUUCAAAUAUCAGAUGACCCUUCCCUGCAAUCAUUUCACACAUAUAUUAAUAUUACUACAGUUACAUAACAGCUAUUGUCCUUGAAAAUGGAUCCCACAGAAAGUGACAUUGGAUUCAUGGAGUCACUUGAAACUACCGCAGUGGUGAAAAGCUCCAUGGAGGGUCAAGACAGAAAUGUUAAACCGAAAAAAUGCACAUCAGAAGGAGGUGCCGUGCAGAUUAAGAGAAGAACAUCAGUGGAAUUGGAACGUAUGGGGUCACACCAACAACUUCAACAAAUGACUGACUCAGGGGAAUCACCGCAAUCAGAAGAUCGCCACUCGCAACUUCGAUCUACAAGCCAUCUUGACUACGAGGUGUCUUUACAUCCACCUCAGGGCACGAAGCAGCUUCCUGCUGGCAAACAGAAAGCUGGAGGUCAGAUGCCUUUUGCAUCUUACGGGAAGUCCCCCAGUUCACCUGACGUCCAGCAACAGUGUUCUCAUUCCGGGCUGGACCCGCUGCCGGAGACCAUGUCCAAGGUGGAACACAAACCACAAAAGCUUGGGAAGUAUGUUUGUGAUUAUUGUGGAAGGGCGUGUGCCAAACCCAGUGUGCUUAAAAAACACAUUCGCUCUCACACUGGGGAGCGGCCCUAUCCGUGUGUCCCCUGCGGAUUCUCCUUUAAAACCAAGAGUAACUUAUACAAACACAGAAAAUCCCACGCACACUUGGUCAAAGCUGGGACGGUGCCAUUCUCAGAACUUGGAUCCUACAGUGCCAAUACAGACCAGGGGUCUUUUGAAGGAGAAGGAGAGUUAUUCUCCGAUGCAGAGCAAAGCACGGACACUGACGAGGACACGCUUAAUGACCCACUGCUGCUGCUGGACUCUCCAGUGGAGGGAUCAGAUAACACUGCUGUAAAAGUACUGAAUCUCAUUGCCCAGAAAAAGGGAGCCACGUCAAUGUCAGCUCAGGACGGUUCAUCCCAGCUCCAAGAAAUCAAUGCACCCCCUGCUGGUACCGAGGCCAGCCGUGCAAUCCAAUCUUGCACAAUCAAACAGAGGCUUGCACUCCGGCUGUCGGAAAAAAGAAGCAGUGAUUCUGACAACAAUCUGUCUCUCCCCAGUCAGUCCAGCAAGGGCAGCACCGACUCUGGAUACUUCUCGCGCUCUGAAAGUGCCGAGCACCAAGCUGGUCCUCCAAAUACAAAUGCAAAAUCCUAUCAAGAAAUUAUGUUUGGAAAGUGUUACAGGCCAAGCCCUAAACAGAUGACUGCUUUCUGUGAGGCCGACGAUCUUGCAGGAAAGCGCUCAGUGAAAAGCGUGUCCCGUGUUUUCACUCAAGAAAAAGAUGCAGCUGAAUCCAUUAAAAUAAACACAAAGUCAUUCAUGAGGGAGGAGGUUAAAGAACCACAGUUGGACAGUGGAAAUGAUGUGGGGCCUCUAAUCAGAAGCAACUCAAUGCCGACAUCAUCGGUAGUUUGUUUGACGAUGCCUCAAGCCCUCAGAGGAAGCCACUCCUUUGAUGAGCGGACAAGCACCGGCAGCAUGAGGCGACUCAGGAGGCAAGCUGCUUUCGAACUAUCUGCACACGAGAGUCAUGCCGAUACUGACAGCCAUGGAAAGACAAGUGAUAGUGGCAUUUCACCCUCAUCAGUUGACAUGGAUAAUUAUCCCUCUAUGGCCUCUAAUAUGAGCCAUCAGAGACAUGCCAUAGAACUGGCAACACGCAAGCGUCGGAAAGAGAAGAGGGAAGAGGAGGAUUUACCCAGUCCAUAUGGAGCCCAUUGUGAAAAAUAUGAAGAAAUGUUUGAUUCAAGCAAGGAGUAUGAUUCCAAACAAGUCAGCCAAGGUGCUGUGGGCAUUGUGACGUUAGGAAAAGGGCAUUGUGUAAAUGUGUCAGCACAGAUGGGCAUAUGUGACAUGGAGAUAUCAGUGAGCCCUGAGAUUUCCAGUCGAAAAACUUUAGGCAAUGUGAUUUCUGUUAUUCAACACACAAAUUCAAUCAACAGAUCUCACAACGAACAGUACGAAUCCUACAAAUAUCAUGCCCAAAGACAGGAAAGCAUUCCCUCAUUUCAACCGAUGGAGGCAUACGAGAUGGAAAGAAGCGACAGUAGACUACAGCAGUCAUUUCAGCUCGGCCCAAAGCUUGUGCGACAGCCAAACAUACAAGUCCCAGAAAUUAGAGUCACAGUGGAACCUGACAGUCCAGAAAAAGCUCCAGAGGUGCAGGCGAAGGAGCCUGAAAAACAUGUGGAGGAGUUUCAGUGGCCGCAAAGGAGUGAAACGUUAGCACAGUUCCCACCUGAAAAGCUCCCUCCAAAGAAGAAAAGGCUACGUUUAGCUGACAUUGAGCACUCCUCUGGUGAAUCAAGUUUUGAGUCUGCCUGUACCAGCCUUUCCCGUAGUCCGAGCCAAGACAGCAACCUGUCUUAUAGUUCCACGUUCUCCUUUGACAGAGAGGAGAGUAUGAAGUCAACUUCCCCAGCCAGACAGGAUGAAUUUGGCAAACCGCUAGAGCUAUUAGCAGUGCCAGGAAGUGGGCACUCCCUCUCUGUGCUCAACCAACGUCAACAACAUGAAAUGAGACGCUCCUCGUCCGAGCAGGCGCCUUGUAACUUGCGCAAGGAGUUCCCAGAGGUACGCAGCAUAUCAUUUGACUAUGGCAGUCUUACUUCAACGUCCAAAGUUAGACACGUGGACAUUAGCAGUGGCCACUUGGCUAUGAAGGAGAGAAGGAGGGGAAACUUGGUGCGACAGGAGCCAUUGAAUAUGGACACUGAAGUAGCACAAGUUCCAUCGCAAGUGUUUUCACAGUACCUCAGCAGUACCUCCCCUUCUUUCCCAGCAGUUGCUCUGCUGCCACACACUUUGCCAAUAUUUUCCACUGGGAAUACAUUUCCCCAGCUGUCUCAUCCAAGCCUGUUAGUUCCUGUUAGAAUCCAGACUCACGUGCCAUCCUACGGCAGUAUCACGUACACAUCGGUAUCACAGAUUUUUGACAAUCACUAUGAUAAUGUUUUUCCCUCUAUGCCCACCGCUCCAAAUCAACCUUCACAUCUCCCUGGAAAUCUUGAUUCUCAUAACAUAUUCAGUCUCACAAAAACACCUCCAACACAAACGUUCAAUGUUGAAGCUCUUGAUUUGUCAUCAGCUAAGCUGAAGACAGGUAUUCCUCUGUCACUGACCUCCAGAACUAUCUCAACUACAAAUGCAUCCAGUGGUGGCGCAAACAAACGGAUGCUGUCCCCUGCCAGCAGCCUGGACCUUUUUAUGGAGGUUAAGCAGCAAAAACGUGUCAAAGAGGAAAAGAUGUUUGGUCAGAUUGUAGAGGAGUUAAGUGCCGUAGAGCUGGGAAAAUGUAAUUUGAGCAAAGAGAAGGGUCAGAUGCAGAGUGUAUCCACACUUCAUGCUCAGGAUGGCUCAUGUAGGAAUAAAUUCAUCACACUUCAACAAGAUGUGACGGAUGCCACGGACCAUGGCGUUGAGUCCGCUAUGGAAAGUAGCUCUCUAGAAACCGAGUCCACGUCACAGUACAAGAUAUCGCUCAGUGAAGGGAAAGAGGCUGGCGUGGAGACAAGAGUGCAGAUGGAUAUGGUAGUACAGCUGGUUACCAGUCAAGACAUCCUGAUCUCAGGGGCCGAGCACUCGAGACUGUUAUCUCAAUUUCCAAGUCUUCGCACGACGACAGGUGUGAGCUGGUGUUAUCUCAACUACACCAAGCCAAGCUGCUCUCACACCAAUGCUUCUUUCUCCUCUGUUUACGCCACCUGGUGUGUGAGUUCCCACAACCCAAAUCCUCUUGAGCUGAGCACCGGUGCUGCACUGGCUCUGCUGCAGUCUAAACAGAGAGGCGACAAGGUCAUAUACACUGUGGCUGCCAUGUGUCAGCCUGGUACGGGGAAACUGGUUUCAUCCCUCAUCCUGUGGCGGCAGACGCUGGAGCAGCUGCAGAGGAAACCGGAGAGCAAAGAGGUGGACAUCACCUACGGGAAGAAGGUGAAAGACAUCAGCUGCAGAGUGAAAAUUGCCAAAGAAGAGUGGAAAGAGAGGGAGGCUUCCACGACGCAAACAGUGCCAACACGUAUUAAGAUCUUUGAGGGAGGGUACAAGUCCAAUGAAGACUACGUGUAUGUCAGAGGUCGUGGUCGGGGCAAGUACAUUUGUGAGGAGUGUGGCAUUCGCUGUAAGAAGCCAAGCAUGCUGAAAAAACACAUCCGGACCCACACAGAUGUGAGACCGUACAUCUGCCGGGUGUGCAACUUCGCUUUUAAAACUAAAGGAAAUUUGACUAAGCAUAUGAAGUCCAAGGCACAUAUGAAGAAAUGUCUUGAACUGGGAGUGUCGGUGACGAUGGAUGAGACGGAGAUACAGGAACACUUAGACGACAUCCAGCAAGAAUCAAAGACGGAGGUGGUGGUCACAAUCAAACACCAGUUUUCAGACGCCGAGGACUCUGAUGGCAUGGACGAAGACGUUGAUGAAAUCGAUGAUGAUGAGGAUGAAGACGAUGAAUACGAGGGCGACUCCACUCCAAAGCUCCGUUCAAGAAGCACGAGUCCGCAGCCAUGCAGAGUCACUUCUCUGUCAGUCACAGCCACCGCUCUGGCAGGCGUCGACAGCUGCCAUCAGGGCUCCAUCAGGCAGAGCGGCGCAGACCAGAUGAGAUCUGUCCUUAUGUCCGAACAAAGAGAGAAAUCCAUGGAUGAGGACUCGCUGUCAGUGCUGUCUCCGGAGCAGGCCAGCCUCCUCUUUGACCCUUACUCUUCUUCUUUGCUCUCCCCCGGCUGGGAGUCUCCAAUCAGGGAGCCUUCACCUUCUCGUCUGCGUUACCCGUCCCCGAGGCGAGAGCUCUCCCCUCGAGGUCGCUCCUCGCCCAGAUGGGAGAGCUCCCCGCUGAGACCGAGCUCGCCCAGCUUCUCCCCCAUCCAGCACCUCUCCCCUGUCUCAAUCGAGCGACCCUUGUCUCCCGGAGCAGAUCUGGCUGGAAAACGAGAGUCUUCAGUUCGAGGCAGGCAAAGGGUCGUACUGAGGGCCGUUUCACCACGCAGGGGCUCACACCAGCACAAAGGGACGGGCGACAAAUCCAGACAUCAAGCUAAGCUUGAUAUGGCCCAACAGCAAGGAGCCUUUGAAAUGGAACCGGAUCAAAGAAACAGUUUAACUUCUGGUGUGCCUGGGGCUGCCAGUCCUCAUCACCAGAACAUCCUCAGUCAUCUCCCACUUCACUCCCAGCAGCAGCCCACCACUUUGCUCCCUGUGGUUCCUGUUGGAGGACUACAGAUGUCGCCUUCUUCAGGCAGCAAUGUCACUUCCUCCUCGGUGCCGAGCCCACAAAGCAGCGAGAGCCAGCGGUGCAGCAGCCGGGAGGGGUCAGUCCACGGGCUGGAGGGAGGAGGGGAGGACGUCAGAAGCCAGCAGCCAUUCUCUUCUCAGGAGAAGGGUGGAGAUCCUAGAGAUCCUAGCAUCAGUGGACAGGAGGAGAACGUCCAAACGUGCAUGAAAGCCAUCGCCUCACUGAAGAUUACUACAGAGGACCCUCACUAGACCAUGCGUGUGCGUGCGUGUGUUUUUGUCCCCUUUAAGAAGUCCAGGAAGACAUGGUGCCCCACAACACCUGCAACCUCGACCCCCUCACCCCGUUAAAGCUUGUCCGUAUCCCUUUAGAGGCAGUUGUAAGACACCAUGUGGUCUUACACACAGUGCAGACAGCUCACGUUAAAGAUGAGUGAAGAAGAAACUCUUGCUCUUCUCCUCAAACUCUUUGAGUUUAGACAAGCAGCAGGAUGCUUGCAAGGUGGAGAAUCACAAAUGGGUGCAGGUGCAAUAUUAAAAGAUAUUAUGCUAAUAUGCCUUUGUUAGACAUAGUAGUUUGCGUACAAUUGCACAUAAAUUAUAUUUAUGAUUCUGUACAAAAGUUCUUAACAUAUACUCCUUAGAUGCAUACAAACUGUAUUUACUGUAUGUGUACUUUGAAAAUAGACAGUGGUUUAAUGUAACAAUAUCAAGGUGUGAUGCAGUAGUGCAGUAAAUAAAGACUAUUUAUAAGGGGAAAAGUACAUGUGUUAUGAAACAGUCUGACCAAAUUUUAAGUAGACGCUUCUUGUGCAGUUUGGUGCUUCUGAUCAAGCGACAAGCAUCCGUGCCUUUAUUUUGCUUUUCAUCAUUUCUUUGUCAGGAGGUUGCCGUCGGAUAUGGCGCAGACGCGCUCUUUUUUAUCCAGAUGCGUCGCCCGUUGUCGUGGCUGAAAGUAAAGCCUUUGUUUUUUUUUUCCUUCUUCUGUCAAUUUUGCUGACAGACGGAUGCAGCUCGAGUUAUGUGAAACAAUCUUAAAAUGUUUGUGUUUUUCCUUAAUGUUGUGGUUUUUAAUCUUGGUAAAAUUAAAAAAUAAAAAAAUGCAUGGGAUUUGCUAUUGCACAAACAUAGAGGACGUUAAUAUGUAACGAAUACUGUAAGAUGUAUUUAUAUAUUAGAACGUAAGCACUUAUUGAUACUGGUAAAUAUUUGACUACUAUUUAUAUGGCAUAUCUGUACUUAUGCAGCAACGAUGCAGUUAUGCAGUGAAGCCGCGCCGGAAUUGCUUUUGAUCUCAUGUCUUGCUUUGAUGAAAUGGUCAGCACCCCCCCGUCCCCGCCCCCCACCCCAAACAUCCUCGGCCCUGUUAUGCAGAUGACCAUAAGGAUUUAAUGACUUGUGACGAUGCACUUUCACCCUUUUCAUCUUCGAUGUUUAACUGACUCCAUCAAUGUGGAAGGAGCGAAACAUUUUACGUGUUUGUGUAAUUUGAAACAUUCCAGUUAUUUUCUUGCCUUUCCCAUUGUGUGAAACGUCUUGCACACAAAUUUAAGGGGCUAUGAGGAGUCAGUUUUUUUUCGCAGUUAAGUGUUACUGGAUAAACCGAUAUCACUUACUAAAUGUACUACUAAUGUAAUAAUAUUAACAGCGUCAGUUAGUUGACUGUGCUUCAGCUCAAUAUGUAAGUAAUCAUUCACCAAAUGCAUUACUUCUCUGUAUAUAUACAUGUAUUUUUAUGAUUUAAACUAUUUUUGCAGUGUUGAAUUCUAACAAAAGAAAACUUUUUAUGUGAAUUGUUUCUAUCUUUUUAAGAGGUUAAAAAGUCUGCAGUUGGCAUAUUGAAGGUUUAUGGAAGGUGAAAAUAGCACACUGUUGAACGCUAACAUGGUGUGUCUCAUCUUUUUUCUUUCUUUUUUCUUUUUUUAAAGAAAAGUGUAUUCACACCAGUUUGAGAAAUGAUUUGCAGUCAGAAAACACUUUGUUCACUCAUGUUUACAUAAAAGAAUUUAAAGGUGCACUGCUUUAAAUUUGUGUUUCCCUUUCUAAAGGUGUAUGUAGCUAUGAUUUUCACAGUUAUGUAAUUUUAUUUGUCGUGGUAACGUUGAAGAAUGCUCAUAAAAUGUGAAGGGAAGUGAAGUCUUUUUAAUUGCUUUUGCAUUUGUAUUCAGAUUGUGUUGAGAUUUUAUUGUGUAUUCAUAUUUACUGAACUGGAUUGUGCCUCUCAUGUCUAUGAAAUUCCCUGUAAUACACACAGAGGACAAAUCAUUUACCUCUCAGCUGAGAUUUGGAGGUGAAACCUCAGUAGCCAAUCCGAUGUUUAGAUAUUUGCAUCCAAAACUGGUUUAGUCUGGAAGGAGUGCCUCUUUUAUGCUAUGGGGAAUUUAUUGUUUGGUGCUCUACUUUUUCAGAUCAAAUUCAAAAAUUGUUUAAAAAGAAUAUACUUCUAACCCAAA